GGAAGGAGGAGGACGAGGAGGGGGAAGAUGGCGGCGCCUCGCCUGGCCUGAGGCCUGGCCUGUGUCUGUGAGGCGGGAAGGAAGGCGGCGGAGGGAAGAGGACGGAGAGAGAGGCCGAGAGAGAGAGAGGGAAAUGAAGACCCUAUGAAGUCACCACAGGCAUAAAAAGAAAAUAUCAAUAUCUAGUGGAGAUUGAGGAAUUUGGAAACCAAAGGGCAAUAAUGAAAGAAAUCCUGUGGGAAGAAGAAAUCCUCUCUAGUUGCCAAUCUUGUGGAACUCAAUUUCGAUCAGAAAGAAAAAGGGAACACUCACGUGUGCAUAUCACAAAACUGUCGACAUGGAGGAGAAACCCUAUACAUGCCUUGAGUGUGGAAAGAGCUUCAGUUGGAGGAGCCAUCUGCUACGGCAUGAAAGGACUCACACUGGGGAGAAACCUUUUAAAUGCCCGGAGUGUGGACAGAGCUUUGCUCAUAAUGGAAGUCUACAUUCACAUCAAAGAACUCACACUGGGGAGAAACCCUAUAACUGCCUGGAGUGUGGACAGAGCUUUACUCAAAAGGGACACUUAGAUUCACAUCAAAGGACUCACACUGGGGAGAAACCCUAUAACUGCCUGGAGUGUGGACAGAGCUUUGCUCGUAGUUCAAAUCUACGUUCACAUCAAAGAACUCACACUGGGGAGAAACCCUAUAACUGCCUGGAGUGUGGACAGAGCUUUGCUGAUAGUUCAGCACUACGUAGACAUCAAAGGACUCACACUGGGGAGAAAACUUAUAUAUGCCUGGAGUGUGGACAGAGCUUUGUUCAUAGUUCAAGCCUACGUAAACAUCAAAGGACUCACACUGGGGAGAAACCCUUUAAAUGCCUGGAGUGUGGACAGAGCUUCGCUGAUAGUUCAACUCUACGUAAACAUCAAAGGACUCACACUGGGGAGAAACCCUAUACAUGCCGGGAGUGUGGAAAGAGCUUUACUCGUAGUUCAGGUCUACGUUUACAUCAAAGAACUCACACUGGGGGGGAACCAUAGAAAUGCAUGGAGUAUGGACAGAGCUUUUCACAGAAUAACAUUAUGCAUAGACCUCAUAGAAUUCAUUCUAACAAGUAGAAAUGCAACUCUUGCAAAUUUUGGAAAUGCAAGCUCAAAGUUGGGACAUUUCAUCACAUGUGGUGAAUUGUAGAAAGAUUGAACUAAAAAUACAGUGUUCCCUCACUAAUCCCCGGGUUUGGGUUCCAGAACCACCCGCAAUAAGUGAAAAUCCGCAAAGUAGGGAUGCUAUAUAUUUCUACAUUAUUUUAGUAGUUAUACACUAUUUUAAGUCUUUAUCAAGAAAUCAUGUGUUGAUAAAUCGCCUCCUUCUCCUCUUGUUGCCGCUUGGGCUCCUUUUCUCUCCCUUUGGCUUCUCCUUCCUCCCUUCCUUAGGCUGUACAUUGUAAUUUUUUAUUAUUUAUAGUCGUCUUUUAGAGUUUAUUGAAAAACCGCAAAACAGCGAAUCCGAAAAGAGCGAAGUAGUGAGGGAACUCUGUAUGUUCCAUUCUGGAAGUAAUUAUAUUAUCUAAAGGGAGUAGAAUAAUGAGAGAUAAAAAUUAACAGAUUGCCUUUGGGCAGGUAUCCCUGUCUGUUUGUUAGUUCAGUUGUGUGUCUAUGAAGGUAACUGUUUCGCAGGUCUGUUUGUUUCUGAUUUAGUUUUGUAUCUCAUGUAGUAGUUAGUUUCAUGUGUAGUUGAAGCAUUAUAUACAAUUUCUGCCUUUUUUGUAAUGUUGCUUUAAUCUCUCUUUUUUAUUUAUUUUUAUUUUGCCACAAAGAGGAGGGGGAUUUAUAAGGGACAAAACUGCUGAAACUGUCAACUUGUUUUGUUCUGAACCCAAAGGUUUCCUGUUCUUUGGAUGCCGAGUGUUCAGGGAAGAGUGAGGUCUGUGAGAUCAGUGAGUAGAAAACAUGACACAAUUUAGAUAAUGGUUUGUGACACAACAACAACCCUUGUAGUAGUCAAUGGGAUAUUCUGUAUGCCUUCUUUAAUGUCAAGUAAGAUAUUGUGCUCAGAUACAAAGAUUUAUAAAGGAAACACCACAAUGGAUAUAAAACAGUGGGAAGCGCGGGAAGCAGAUUAUGUGUGCUCAUCACACCUCACACAGAUAGGACCACGUGUGCUAUAAACAUGGAAGAUGUGAUACAUUCACACAAGAUACAGGAAUGGGAUGUCUUGGUGUUACUACUGUUCAGCUAAUGUUAUGGUCUGAUGGAAAUAUAAUAGAACCCGAUAAACAAACAUUCGGUUGAAAUGUAAAUGUAACAUAACCUUUGUUCAAGAUGAUGAAACUGGGAAUUUGGUGUACGUGGUGGAGAAUGGAGACAGUGAAAUAGACUUCAAGUUUAAAAAGUUAUCCAUAAAUAUAAGAUAAGGAAUUAAUUGGGAAAAAUUAAAUAUACUAGUAAAAACGAAUCAGCAGGUGAAGAAACAUUUGGAGAGUUAUGAGGAAAGAAGUAAGAAAGGUUUUCUUAGGAUCCAAGAGGUUGAUGGAGAACGUCAGAGCGUGGCCGCAGAAGGAAGCAGCCCGACAGAACGUCACUGGUGUGAUGAAAUCAACGGAUAUUCACCCAAAGCGGCAGCAGCAUGUUUACAUCUAUUGAUGCACCCAAUAGUAAGGUGAGGGCUACAAGGAGUGACUGAUCGAUUUUCUGUAUUUGAAAACGAAUUGCAAUACUUAGAAACGCAAUUGUGAACUGUGAUGUAUGUUGACUCUAUUGAGAGGGUUGAUGGGCCAAAGUGUCUGCAUUUCUAUUCUAUUUCUAUUCUAUUUCUGAUUGCUUUUAAUUAUGCAUUAUUAAGGUGUCUGCUUCAACUUAUUCUAUUAAAGAUGCAACCUGCCUUCUUCCAGAGGAGAGGCAAGUGUCCGUAUGUCGCCACUAUGUUUCCAGAACAUCUUGUGGUUAAUGUGGUUAAGCUACUUACUGGAACAUAAGUGAACAACAUGUUUUUCUACAAAUGUUGUUUAUGAUAAAGGAAGCAUGCUUGCAACACUCUGUACUGCUCCAAAGAAAUGAGGAACUUCUUAGUUGUAAACAAGGGCAUUAUAUAUUGAGCUUCAUUUCCAAUGUUCUUCACGGCGGUCACCUUUGAUUUGUCCAUCCAUCUAUACUGCAGUAUAAUAAAGGUACUUGUUUUAAACUCUGUUGGGCUCAGAUUGGAUCCAUAGCGCUUUGACAAAGUUCCCGGUAUUUAAAUCUGUGUGAGCGGUUCGCUUUUCCGCUACAUAUAACUAUAUUAAACUGAUUAUAUACAUAGAAUUGACACUGAAUCAGACAUGUGAUACAAUAAAGUAGUAUUGAUGUAUCCAGGGCGUGUGUGUAAGAAACGGGAGUGUGUUUGUGUGGGUGCUUGUGAAGAAAGAAGAAACGGGCCUCAAAAGAAAACGGAGUUCACGCAAAGCGUGACAUGGGACGGACUUGGCCGGUGAAGAGUGAGGCUUGUCAGCUCCAACGGGAUGGGAGGAAGGGGCUGCCGCAGAAAGGCCGGGGGAGAUGGCCUGAGGAGACGGAGUGGCCGCUGGAAGGCCAGAGCUAGCCUCUUGCCCCCCGGGGCUGGUGUGACCCACUUGGAUCGGGGGGGGGGGGGGGAGCUGCAUUCAAGGGAGUGUGAGAUCCUGCCCCCUCUCCUCCUUCGGAGCCUGCUUCUUCCCCCAAAAUGCCUGCGAGUUGGUCCUCUCUCCUUCCUCCAGGCUGGUGCAGGCAGAAGCUAGAGAGAGUAAGGGAUUUAGAGCAAAUUGUAAGGCUUGUCAGCUCCAACUGAGUUGGUGUGGGUUAGUCUUCUUUGAAAGAGAGCCCAGGCACACAAGGGCUGAAGAUACCAUACGGCUUUAAUGUUCAGAAUACAAGAGUCUGCUCCACUGCCCGUGUAUAUAGGCCUAGCUACAGUAUCAUCGGGAGCCUCCGGUGGCUCAGUGUGUUAAAGCGCUGAGCUGCUGAACUUGCAGACCGAAAGGUCCCAGGUUCAAAUCCGGGGAGCAAAGUGAGUGCCUGCUGUUAGCUCCAGCUUCUGCCAACCUAGCAGUUCGAAAACAUGCAAAUGUGAGUACUACCUCAAUAGGUACCGCUCUGGCGGAAAGGUAAUGGCGUUCCAUUAAGUCACGCCGACCACAUGACCUUGGAGGUGUCUACGGACAACGCCGGCUCUUUGGCUUAGAAAUGGAGAUGAGCACCAACCCCCAGAGUCGGACACGACUGGACUUAACGUCAGGGGAAACCUUGACCUUUACCGUACCAUCAAUCACUCUAGAGUCCCUUUCCCCCCACCUCAGGGCAAUUGGGUUUUAUGGCUGGUUCAUGUGUCCUAUCCUCCCUUUUGGCCCAUGGCCUUGUGCUCUGUGUCAGCGCUUUGUGUCCGGAGAUGACAUGAGAUGGGGAUCAUGGCAUCAGAUUCUGAUGAGUUGAGUUGAGUUGGGUUCAGUUGAGUCAAGUUGGGUUCACUUGACUUGAGUUGGGUUCCGUUGAGUUGUCCAAGAUUUAAGUUGUAUUCAUUUGGGUUCUGAUGAGUUGAGUUGGGUUCAGUUGAGUUGUCUUGGGUUCCAUUGAGUUGAGUUGGAUUCUGAUGAGUUGGGUUCUGAUGAGUUGUCCAAGGCUUGAAUUGUAUCCAGUUGGGUGUGAGGCUUGUCAGCUCCAACUGUGUGGUGUGGGUUAGUCUUCUUUUAAAGAGUACGCCAAGUGACACAAGGGCUGGAGAUACCUACGGCAUUAUUGUUGAGAAUAUAAGAGUCUGCUCUACUGCCUGUAUAUAUAGGCUUAGCUACAGUAUCAAAUCACCCUGGAGUCCUGGCGCCUGGAGGUUGCCCAUUCCCACCUUCCAGAGUCCCUUUUCCCCACCUCGGGGCAAUUGAGUUUUAUGGCUGGUUCGUAUGUCCUGUCCUCCCUUUUGGCCCAUGGUCAUGUGCUCUGUGUCAGCGCUUUGUGUCCGGAGAUGGCAUGAGAUGGGGAUCACAACAUGAAGCGAGGAACCAACAAGACGUCUCUCACCUGGCAAGACGGAACGAGGGUCCAGUAAGGUGUAUCCGAAUAACAAUGGUCAAUAACGUGUGCAGGUGGGACCCCAUAAGUCAUACAGCCUGAGAUGGAGAAUGUUUUGAAACCAUGCCAUAAGAAUGGAAGGAACAGCACGUUCCCUGAAAGAAGGACUAAACUUUAGGGCAUCCAAUGCAGGGGCCUCAAAGAUUCAGCACCCUUUCCGGACCUGUGACUACGGAGCGUCCACACCUGUCGGGAGAACCUGAUCACCUCUUCCGGGCAGGGUCUGUGAGUGUGAGUAUGGAUGUAUGCAUGUGCGUGUGGGCGAGAGCUCUCUCUAGAUGUGAUUUUGAUAGGAUUCUGAUGUGAUUAUCAAUAAAUGUUACAUGAAAAGUGUUAAAACCAAAUUUGGCCUCUAAAAGCACCUCACUGAUCCCUCUGCUGCUGCUCAGUCGUUUAGUCGUCUCCGACUCUUCGUGACCUCAUGGACCAGUCCAGGCCAGAGCUCCCUGUCGGCCGUCACCGCCCCCAGUCCCUUCAAGGUCAAGCCAGUCCCUUCAAGGACACUGUCCAUCCAUCUCGCCCUUGGUUGGCCUCUCUUCCUUUUUCCUUCCCUUUUCCCCAGCAUCAUUCUCUUCUCCAUACUUUCCUGUCUCCUCAUGAUGUGGCCAAAGGGCUUCAUCUUUGGCUCUCAUCUCCUUUCCUCCCGUGAGUAGCCACUGGGCUUUCUUUCCUGGAGGACGGUCUGGUCGGAUCUUCUUGCCAAGGUCCAAGGCACGCUCAGGAUUUUCCUCACAAUUCCCUAAACGCUCUGCAUCCAACAAAAGAACAGGAACCCUUUGGGUUCGUAACACUUGUAUUAUUAUUAUUAUUCUAUUACAGUAGAGUCUCACUUUUCCAACAUAAACGGGCCAACAGAAUGUUGGAUAAGUGAAUAUGUUGGAUAAUAAGGCCCUCCUUAUUAUCCCUAUUAAGGAAACGCCUAUUAAACAUCAAAUUAGGUUAUGAUUUUAAAAAUUAAGCACCAAAACAUCAUGUUAUCACAAAUUUGACAGAAAAAGUAGUUCAAUAUGCAGUAAUGCUAUGUAGUAAUUACUGUAUUUACGAACUUAGCACCAAAAUAUCACGAUGUAUUGAAAACAUUUACUACAAAAAUGCUUUGGAUAAUCCAGAACGUUGGAUAAGUGAGACUGUACUGUAAUAUGUUUAUAUUAUUGUUAUAUUACUAUAUUCUAUUACUGUAUUUUAUUAUUAUAUUAUUUAUUAUAGGAUUAUUCUAUAUUAUAUUCUUUAUUUUUCUAUUCUAUUUUAAUAUUAUUAUAUUGUUCUGUUGUUUCUUCAUUGGGUCCCUUCCGACUCUUGGUGACCUCCUGGACCAGCCCAGGCCAGAGCUCCCUGUCGGCCCAGGCCACCCGCACCUCCUUCAAGGUGGAGUUAAUUUCCUCAAGGAUACCAUCCACCCACCUUGCUCUUGGUCGGCCCCUCUUCCCUUUUCCUUCCUUUUCCCCAUCAUCAUUCUCUUCUCCAUACUCUUCUGUCUUCUCAUGACGUGGCCAAAGGGCUUCACCUUUGCCUCUCAUCUCCUUCCCUCCCGUGAGCAGUCAGUCGGGCCUUCUUUCCUGGCGGAUGGACUGGGUGGAUCUUCUCGCGGUCCAAGGCACUCUCAGGACUUUCCUCCAACACCACAGUUCUUCCUUCGCUCAGCCUUCCUUAUGGCCCAGCUCUCUCUCGCAUCCAUAGGUUACUACUGGGAAUACCACUGCCUUAGCUACGUGGACUUUCGUUGCCAGUGUGAUGCCUCUACGUAAAGGGAAAGGUUUUCCCCUGAUGUUAAGUCCGGUCGUGUCUGACUCUGGGGGUUGGUGCUCAUCUCCAUUUCUAAGCCGAAGAGCCAACGUUCGUAGACGCCUCCAAGGUCCUGUGGUCACUGGCAUGACUGCAUGGAGCACCAAUGUUACAUUCCUGCCGGAACGAUACCUAUUGAUCUACUCACAUUUGCAUGUUUCCGAACUGCUAGGUUGGCAGAAGCUGGGGCUGGAAUGGUCACUACCCUCACCCAAACCCCUCCGGUCAUCAAAUCUCGGCCUAUCAGGUCUGUGUGCCAAGUUGGGCCCAGAUCCCUCCGUGUUUGGGUUCACGGUGCUCUCUGGAUGGAGGUGAACUACAACUCCCCCAAAUCAAGGUGAAUUCCCCCCAAAGGCCUCCAGUAUUUUUGCUGGUCACGGGGGUUCUGUGGGCCAAGUGAGUUCCAGGUCCAUCGUUGGUGGAGUUCAGAGUGCUCAUUGGUUGCAGGUGAACUGUACAUCCCAGUCCCUACAACUCAUAGAAACCAUGGUGAAUUCUCCCCAGACCCCCCCCUCUCUCUAGUAUGUUCUGCUGCUGACCAGUUCCUCUGUUUGCUGUGCGCCAUAGAAAAGGAUAGGACGUAGAAGGGAAUUGGCAUGGCCCCGCCCACUGCCUCUCCCUUAACCCUUUCCUAUUCUUUCCUGUGGCACACAGCAACUGGAGAUUGAGGUUUGGGGAGUCCUGACCCUGACUGAGAGGAGUCGUAGGGAGUGGAACGUAUAGUUCUGCUGCAAUCCAAGAGCCCUGUGAACGCCAACAACGAAGGGCCUGGGACUCACUUGGCACACAGACCCAACACGGCCACCUUGGCAUCCCGGGCCGGGCUGUGGUGCAGCCGGUUAGUAGCCAUCUGCAAUAAAUCACGACUGACUGAGAGGUUGUGGGAUCGAAGGCCGGGUCAGAUUGAGUUCCCGACCAUUAAGAGCCUGGCUCGCUGCUCACGUAAGCAGCUUGAAAGACAGUUGCAUCUGUGGAGUAGGGCCCGGGCUGUGGCGCAGGCUGGUGAGCAGCCAGCUGCAACAAAUCACUCUGACCAAGAGGUCAUGAGUUCGAGGCCAGCUCGGAGCCUGCGUUUGUCUUUGUUCUAUGUCAAGGCAUUGAAUGUUUUCCUUCUAUGUGUCAUGUGAUCUGCCCUGAGUCCCCUUCGGGGUGAGAAGGGCGGAAUAUAAAUACUGUAAAUAAAUACAUAAAUAAAUAAAUAAAUUCUAGGUACCGCUUUAACAUGGCUGUUCUGUUGUGCUUUUGAGUAGACAAGUCUGUUAUAACCUGGUCCAUGUCUACACUGAAACUUGCCCUGCUCACUUUUGAGUUUGAUUCCCGUUCAGAUUCAUCUUCCUUACCGGUUGUAUCUAUUUGAUGUAUGUCCUAUUUGUAAACGGACACUCCCUAAAUCAGUUUUAAUUAUCGCCCAGAUGUGAUCCUAUAUUGGACCUUUAAUGCCCGGAUGAUUGUUUAACAUUUUAACUUUGUCGAUUUUAACUAUGACCUGUUUAAAUUGUUUUUAAAUUGUGUUGUCUGAUGUCUAAAUUGUUAUUUUAUGAUUUUAUGUGAUUAUAUUGGGCUUGUUCCCCGGGUGAGCCGCCCCGAGUCCCCUGCUGGGGAGAUGGAGGCAGCAUACAAAAAUAAAUUUAUUAUUAUUAUUAUUAUUGACACAACAACAUUGUAUGACACAGCAAACAAGGUAGAUAUGCUGGAUUUCGUGUCACAAAAUCACAAGUCAAACACUCCCAAGUGUCUAGGACUGUGUGAUGUAUUUUCGGAUGAUGCGUGCAGAUCCCAGUCGGGUGGCCUUUUGCAGUUGGCAGAUCGUGAUUUUGUCAAUGUCUAUUGUUUCCAAAUGCCGGCUGAGAUCUUUUGGCAUGACACCCAAUGUGCCCAUCACCACCGGGACCACCCGCACUGGUUUCUGCCAGAGUCUUUGAACUUCAGUCUUGAGGUCCUGAAAGCGGCUGAGUUUUUCCUGUUGUUUUUCGUCAAUGCGACUGUCACCUGGGAUGGCGACAUCAAUGAUCCAAACCUUUUUCUUUUCCACAACUGUGAUGUCUGGUGUGUUGUGUUGUGUUCCAAUGAAUCAAUUAUUCCAAUGGCUUUUCCGUCCUGCCCCUCCUCUGGUCCUGUCCAUCAAGGAAGCUCUCCCUCCCCCCUCCCUUCCUGGAUGGCUGUUCCGUGCCUGCAGGGGGCGCCAUGGAGACCCUUCUGAUGUGCUGCAGCAUCUCCCCCUGAAGGCCGUUCCCUUCGGAAGCUCACUUUCCCGUUCACAGCAGGAAGGCAGGCAGUCGGUGCCUCUCUCCCCUGAUUCUUGCUCCUUGAUUUUUCAGCCUGUCGCUGUGUCGCCCGGUUGGGUCCAUAUCCCGGUGAGUCUUUUUCGCUCCUCGUGUGGGGAGGAGGGGAGGAGCAGAGGGACCUAGGCGGGGGGAGGGUGUCCCUCUUGGUUCUCUUGGACCCCUCAGCUGCCUUAUUUAUUUCGUGUCAAAAGCAUUGCAUAAUAAAUAAAUUUAAAAGUGAUAAAAUAAAGGAAAUCACAAGCAGCUAAAUACUUUUAGACCAAAAGCGAGCAACAGCGACCGCAUUGUCCGUGGCUUUGAACAACUCCUCCUCUGUACAUGAGGCAGGGCAUUGUGGGCAAGCAUUGUGGGCAAGCGGGGUUGUUUGUUCUGCUCCACAGUCACACAAGGGGGAGGAUUCCUCCAGGGAGUGCCACCUUGCCAGGUUCCCUUUAGAUCUGCCCAUUCCGCUUCUGAGUCUGUUCAGGGACUUCCAAGUGGCCCAUUCUUGGUUUGGCCCUGGAGGAAGGAAGACCCUCGUGGGGGGCCAUCCAGUUGGCAUUGCCUGGUUUAGCUGCCCAGAGGGACACCCUUGCUGUUGCUGGAGGAACAUCGAGAGGAGGGAGUGGUGGUUCUCAUGAAGCCCUUCCUUGAUUUGAGUCUGGUGGGAGGAGGCUGAGAGUCAUGCAGUGGGUGGCUUUCACAAUGUUCGACCUUAUUCCUCUCACCGUUAGCAGCAACUUCCCAUCACACGUCAGGAGGGGCAAUGCCAGCUAACUUGUAGAGUUUAUCAACAGGUGUAGGUUUAAGGCCUCCUGUGAUGAUUCUGCAUGUUUCGUUCAGUGCUACGUCCACCUGCUUCGCAUGGGCAGAGUUGUGCCAGACAGGACAGGCUCACUCAGCAGUUGAGAAAGACAAGGCCAGGGCUGAUGUCCUUAUUACUUGUGGGUCUGCACCCCAUGCGCUGCCAGUCAGUUUCCACAGGAUGUUGUUGCGUGCAGCUACUUUGUGCUUGGUGUUCAUGCCGUGUUUCCUAUAUGUUAGUGUUCGAUCUAAGGUGACACCAAGAUAUUUAGGAUGGAAACAGUGUUCGAGCUCUUGGCCUUCAAUACUGUAGACCACGGUCUCCUUCUGGGAUGCCUGGUGGGAAUGGGACUUGGGGGCACCGUCUAGCAGUGGGUCUGGUCCUUCCUGGAGGUAUUUUUGGGGGGCACCUUCUCGGUCCCACAGCCAUUGCGUUGUGGGGUUUUGUAGGGUUCACUCUCAAUGACAUGGCUUCUUUUGGGGGCUGAUGACCCCUUUGGCCUUGCUUUGUAGGGACAAAGGGGACUCUGAGAGGCGCCCGAUGGGGGUGCUGGGGGACACCUGCUCGGACCUUUGGCCUUUGGCUUGUGGGGUGCCGCAAGGCUCGAUUCCUUCCCCCAUGCUAUUGGACAUCGACAUGAACCCGCUGGGUGAGCUCAUCCGGAGCUUUGGAAUUUGGUGCCAUCUGUAGACAUGUUUUCAUGGGAGCAUUGGGACGUGAGAGUUCUCUGGAGCCACCCCUGCCGUGAUGGGAAACGAACCAGCUUCUAGUCGAUAUUAAGGCAUUUGGAAACCAAAGUGCAGGAAGGAAACCAGUCCUCUAGGAAAAAGGAUUCCUCUCAAGGGGCUGAUCCUGCUGAAUUCCUACAUUCACUUUGGAUUCUAGAGUAGAACCAUAGAGUCGGAAGAGACUGCAUGAGGCACCCAGUCCAGGCCUCUGCCAUGCAGGAAAAGCGCAAAGUACCCUGGACAGAUGAGCAUCUGGCCUCUGUUUAAAGGAUUCCAAAGGAGCCUCCACUACACUUUGAGGCAGAGAGUUCCACUGCUGAACAGCUCUAACAGUCAGGAAAUUCUUAAUGUUCAGAUGGAAUCUACUUUCCUGUAAUUUGAACCCACUGCUGUGAGUAAUCAGAAAGGGAAAAACAAGAAUCAAGUGUCCUUAUUGGAAUUAAAUGUACAUAGCACUGUUGACAUGGAGGAGAAAGCAUAUAAAUGUAUCGAAUGUGGAAAGAGCUUUAGUCAGCAUGGAAAGCUGAAGAGACAUCAAAGGACUCACACUGGGGAGAAACCCUAUAACUGCCUGGAGUGUGGACAGAGCUUCACUCAGAAGGGAAGCUUACAUAGACAUCAAAGGACUCACACUGGGGAGAAACCCUAUAAAUGCCUGGAGUGUGGACAGAGCUUCACUCAGAAGGGACACUUACAUAGACAUCAAAGGACUCACACUGGGGAGAAACCCUAUAAAUGCCUGGAGUGUGGACAGAGCUUCACUCAUAGUUCAGGUCUACGUUCACAUCAAAGGACUCACACUGGGGAGAAACCUUAUAACUGCCUGGAGUGUGGACAGAGCUUUGCUCAUAGUUCAGGUCUACGUUCACAUCAAAGGACUCACACUGGGGAGAAACCUUAUAACUGCCUGGAGUGUGGACAAAGCUUCACUCAUAGUUCAGGCCUACGUAGACAUCAAAGGACUCACACUGGGGAGAAACCCUAUAACUGCCUGGAAUGUGGACAGAGCUUUGCUAAUAGUUCAGGACUACGUUCACAUCAAAGGACUCACACUGGGGAGAAACCCUAUAACUGCCUGGAGUGUGGACAGAGCUUUGCUGAUAGUACAGGACUACGUUCACAUCAAAGGACCCACACUGGGGAGAAGCCCUAUAAAUGCCUGGAGUGUGGACAGAGCUUCUCUCAUAAUUCACAUCUACAUAGACAUCAAAGGACCCACACUGGGGAGAAACCCUAUAACUGCCUGGAGUGUGGACAGAGCUUCACUCAGAGUUCAGUACUACGUUCACAUCAAAGGACCCACACUGGAGAGAAACCCUAUAACUGCCUGGAGUGUGGACAGAGCUAUACUCGUAGUUCAGGACUACGUUCACAUCAAAGGACCCACACUGGAGAGAAACCCUAUAACUGCCUGGAGUGUGGACAGAGCUUCACUCAGAGUUCAGGACUACGUUCACAUCAAAGGACCCACACUGGAGAGAAACCCUAUAACUGCCUGGAGUGUGGACAGAGCUAUACUCGUAGUUCAGGACUACGUUCACAUCAAAGGACCCACACUGGAGAGAAACCCUAUAACUGCCUGGAGUGUGGACAGAGCUAUACUCGUAGUUCAGGAUUACGUUCACAUCAAAGGACCCACACUGGAGAGAAACCCUAUAAAUGCCUGGAGUGUGGACAGAGCUUCACUCAGAGUUCAGGACUACGUUCACAUCAAAGGACCCACACUGGAGAGAAACCCUAUAAAUGCCUGGAGUGUGGACAGAGCUUUACUCGAAGUUCAGGACUACGUUCCCAUCAAAGGACUCACGCUGGGAAGAAACCAUAGAAAUGCAUGGAGUGUGGACAGAGCUUUUCAUGGAAUAGACAUCAAUUUGAGUUUAGCAUAUUCUAAUAAUUGUAUAUUUAUUUCCUUUCUUAGUUUAAUAAAAUUAUUAGUAUCUAAA
Anolis carolinensis (green anole) is the source of this 12581-nucleotide messenger RNA. RefSeq names its product zinc finger protein 135-like. Gene Ontology annotation, cellular component: nucleus. The record is from RefSeq and is a predicted model, not a curated record. Lineage: Eukaryota; Metazoa; Chordata; Lepidosauria; Squamata; Anolidae. The transcript has 3 exons. Gene Ontology annotation, biological process: embryo development; regulation of transcription by RNA polymerase II; urogenital system development. Bases 11102 to 12463 code for a protein of 453 amino acids. Gene Ontology annotation, molecular function: DNA-binding transcription factor activity, RNA polymerase II-specific; RNA polymerase II transcription regulatory region sequence-specific DNA binding.